AUGUCUGAGAGUGAGAGUUUUCUCAAGGGGAAUCAUCUUUUAGCAGAGGGCAAUCCUCCUAGUUUCUCUGAAUUGCUCUUCUGUGACGAUGAUGAUGUGGGUGUUGGUGUGCAUAUGGCCCAUGCUUUUCGUUUCUCUUCCAUUGAAAGGCCUCCCAGAAUGCUUUGUUUCGGGGGCUAUACUUGUCAGAGUGAAAGUGACAUUGUGAUGUUUCGUGAAGCAACAAAAACUACCCCUCAAAUCUCUGGGGUCACAUGCAGUGACUCAUCUUCAGCUUCUUCUGGCAACAAAAACUGCAACAGUACUGUUAAUGUAAUCAGUACCAUCUCCAAAUCAAACAGAAAAAGAAAUGGGUCGAGCCAAGAAGUACCAGUGAAAAGCACCAACAACAUAGCCAAAACUCCUUUUCCAAGCCAGAGAACCAGCAAGAAGGCCAAAACUGACAAUCCCAGAUCAAAUGGAAACGCAAAGGUCAAGGUGAAGAGAGAGAAGCUAGGAGACAGAAUCACUGCGUUGCAACAGCUUGUAUCACCCUUUGGCAAGCAGACAGACACGGCAUCGGUGCUACAUGAAGCGAUGGGAUACAUUAGGUUCCUGCAAGAUCAGGUGAAGGUCCUGUGCUCUCCUUACCUGCAAAAUCUACCUGAUGGCGGAGAAAAUGGAAGAGAGGAGUCAAUAGAGAAUCUGAGGAGCAGAGGGUUGUGUCUGGUCCCUGUGGACUGCACCGUUCACGUGGCAAGCAGUAAUGGUGCUGAUUACUGGUCUCCUGCUACUACGGGAAACAACUUUUCAUCAUUCUCAUCAAGUAAAUCGUGA
Messenger RNA from Dovyalis caffra, 816 nucleotides. The record is from the annotation of a GenBank genome assembly. NCBI's taxonomy places the organism in Eukaryota, Viridiplantae, Streptophyta, Magnoliopsida, Malpighiales, Salicaceae.